CCUCGCGCAGUUCUCGCCGCGCAGCUGUCCCCCGCCGCCGUCCAGUUACCUUUUGACUGCCACAUAUGGACUCCCGGAGAUCUCCAGAGGAAACUGUCCUCAUUACAGGAGGGAGUGGCUAUUUUGGCUUUCGCCUCGGCUGUGCUCUGAACCAGAAGGGAGUCCAUGUGAUUCUGUUUGACAUCCAUAGGCCUGCUCAAGACAUUCCAGAAGGAAUCAGGUUCAUAUGUGGAGACAUCCGCCACCUCUCUGAGGUGGAGAAAGCCUUCCAGGGCGUGGAUGUGGUGUGUGUGUUCCAUGUUGCUUCUUACGGUAUGUCAGGGCGCGAACAGCUAAACCAAACCCUGAUCGAAGAAGUCAACGUGGGUGGAACCGACAACCUCCUCCUUGCCUGCCAGAGGAGAGGGGUGCCCAGAUUCGUUUACACCAGCACCUUCAAUGUUGUCUUCGGAGGUCAAGUCAUCAGAAAUGGGGACGAGUCUCUGCCAUACCUGCCUCUUCACCUGCACCCUGAUCACUACUCUCGAACCAAAUCUAUUGCAGAGAAGAAGGUGCUGGAGGCAAACGGUUCCAUCCUGGAAAGAGUCGAUGGUGUCCUAAGAACCUGUGCUUUGAGGCCAGCCGGCAUUUAUGGGCCUGGAGAGCAAAGGCACCUUCCCAGGAUAGUGAGUUACAUUGAGAGGGGCCUCUUCAGGUUUGUGUACGGGGACCCCAGGAGCCUAGUGGAGUUCGUCCACGUGGAUAACUUGGUGCAGGCCCACAUUCUGGCCUCAGAGGCACUGAAGGCUGACAAGGGCCACAUUGCCUCUGGGCAGUCCUACUUCAUCUCAGAUGGCCAACCUGUGAACAACUUCGAGUUCUUCCGACCCCUGGUUGAGGGUCUGGGCUACACCUUCCCCUCUACCCGCCUGCCAUUGACCCUCAUCUACUGCUUUGCUUUCCUGACAGAGCUGAUCCACUUCAUCUUGGGUCGAUUGUACAACUUCCAGCCCUUCCUCACCCGCACUGAAGUGUAUAAAACUGGUGUCACUCAUUACUUUAGCUUAGAGAAAGCCAGGCAAGAGCUGGGUUAUGAGCCCCAGCCCUUUGACCUACAGGAAGUGGUGGAGUGGUUUAAGGCCCGGGGUCAUGGCAAAAGUCCUGGAAGCAGAGACUCCAAGUGUCUUAUUUGGGGUGGUCUGCUGGCCUUCCUCUUGGUUAUGUCCAUGCUCACCUGGCUGCCCUCUCUGACUCUGUCAGCGUGAAGGGAGAGCCGGAAACACAGAGCGGCUCACACGUGGUGGGAUGGGUUCGGGAACUGGUUUUGGGAUGUACAGUGUUCUCUUUGGCCAGGUUUGGGCGCUUCAGAUUAUGAUUUGAGAACAGGGUCUUGGACUAAAUAUUUCCAUCCUCCUCACACUGAUGCUGCUGAGAGAAGAGAAGAGGCAGAGGUGAGCUAGGAGUGUGGCUUCUGGUGUCCCUGCAUCCUAGAUGGGUGCAGUGCAAGGCCUGGAGCCGCAGAGAGAGGCGGCAUGGCUGGGAAUGUUAUACUGGAGUACAUCAAAGGCCAAACAUGCACUUCCUUCUGUUUCAUACUUUCUGCAGUUACCUGAAAUAGACUAAAAUUCUGACUGAUGUGGGAAUGCAAAACACUCACGGACUUGAAAAAAGUGAAAAAUACCAAAAUAGGCCAGAAUCUUAACAGACUUCCCCUUAGGAUGGCCACUGCUACAGGGAGGCAGCAGCCAGCACAGCCGAGUCAGGGCACUGCCCCUUUGUGCCCACGUGGUCAUGUGGGUGUUUAGACUAGCAGACUUCUAUCCUGCCUCACUGGAUUCUUUUAAGGAUUAAAUUAAACAAAGAUACAAAACACACACAUAAGCCAUUAUUUUUAUAGAGUUGAUACUGAACAUUCCUUAUGAGAGUUUUCUUUCUCAGAAUGUCAUCUCUAGAGGGCUAUUGUUAGUGAACUUUCUGGAAUGUCUGUGGGUGUGCAUUCAGAGCCUGCAGCAGUAUAUGCUCAGUGUUUAUACAGUUCUGGCUUCCCAGGAUAGACUGAAGUUUAGCAAACAGCUCAAAAUCUGAUGAUUAAGGAAGAUGAUCAAGCUGAUGAUGCUAUCUUUAAUUCUAAAAUGUAGCAUGGCUUAGUGUAGCAUGAUUCAACCAAUGGCUUUCUCACUGGGGAGAACUUUGGCUCUCUGAAGGCCAUGUUCAAGGAGGAACAAUGUCAGCCUUCUCUGUCCACCCAUGGGGACUACCACGGAAGAUGUUCAAGUUAUAUGGUUGCCUAGGAACCAGAGUAGGAAGCGGACAGAGUCUCCCUGUGCCAGGCUCUCGCCCCCAGGAGGGACAGUACUAAAGCCCGGGAGUUUCCAUCACUGUGGACAGUUAUACUAGACUUCCUCUGGGAGUGGAUAAGAAUACAAACAGAUGAACAGCCUUUGGGGAAUGCUGCCCAAAGGAUUUGGAGGAAGCCUUGGACUUAGUGUCAGAAGACCUGCACUGGGAAUGUUGUAUGGCCUUAACCAAGUAUCUGAGCCAUUUAGAACUUGGAGAUGAGACCACGCAUUGCCCUUUUAUAAACCAACCCCCCACACCUCACAGGGUUUGCUAUGAGCCUAAAAUAACAUGUGGUGAAAGUACUGUUAAUAAAUUGCAGCAUAGAUGUGAGGUGGUGGUCAUCAUUGUUUCCAGGAUCAUGUUGCUUGAGUCUUAUAUCACAAGGAAGUGCUUGCUUUAGUCUUGAGAAACUUCAGUGAACACCACAGCAUGUCUAAGGCUCAGGGCGCCCUGGGGCAGGUUUCUCUGCCCUCUGCACAGUCACAGGCUCGAGUGAACAGCACCUCCACAGGACGGGGUGCUGAUUCACAGGCAAGCCCAGGAGAGCAUUCCAUUGUCUUUGAGAGGCAGCACCAACUUUCAAAACAUGCUUUCCGUGACACCCUUCAAAAGAGUCAGAGGUGCGUCUCAGUUUUCUCAGACCAAGCACUCGGAGGAGAGUGAGGCCCUCAUUGGUUGGUUUGGGGAGUUUUCCCCUCAUUAAUUACAUAAGUGAAAUUCAUGAUCGGUGUUUGUAAAGUUCAUGCUCAGUGUUUAUAAAGUUCUGGCCUGUUGUCA
Messenger RNA from Marmota flaviventris (yellow-bellied marmot), 3096 nucleotides. RefSeq names its product short chain dehydrogenase/reductase family 42E, member 1 (gene Sdr42e1). Gene Ontology annotation, biological process: steroid biosynthetic process. Gene Ontology annotation, molecular function: oxidoreductase activity, acting on the CH-OH group of donors, NAD or NADP as acceptor. The record is from RefSeq and is a predicted model, not a curated record. NCBI's taxonomy places the organism in Eukaryota, Metazoa, Chordata, Mammalia, Rodentia, Sciuridae.